Molecule: messenger RNA, 4452 nt
Organism: Mandrillus leucophaeus (drill)
Lineage: Eukaryota; Metazoa; Chordata; Mammalia; Primates; Cercopithecidae
Gene: SH2B3
Product: SH2B adaptor protein 3
Exons: 7
Coding region: 42-1139 (365 amino acids)
Biological process (GO): intracellular signal transduction
Cellular component (GO): plasma membrane
Molecular function (GO): transmembrane receptor protein tyrosine kinase adaptor activity
Source: RefSeq, a predicted model, not a curated record
GAUAGUAAUGAGAGUCUAUACCAGGUAGAGCUCAGAAGGACAUGGGAUUCCUGGUGCUGUGCCGUGGCUGGAGGAGGACGUGGCCUGGCUGUGCCAGCUGGCUGGGAGCCCCUCCGCCCCAGAAGCCCUUGCUCUCACCUCUUCUUCUGAAUCAUCGUUCUUCGAAGAGUUCAAGGCCCAAGCUACAAGCAGCUUGCUCCAGCAUCCAGGAGGUCCGGCGGUGCACACGCCUUGAGAUGCCUGACAACCUCUACACCUUUGUGCUGAAGGUGAAGGACCGGACAGACAUCAUCUUUGAGGUGGGAGAUGAGCAGCAGCUGAAUUCAUGGAUGGCUGAGCUCCGGGAGUGCACAGGCCGAGGGCUGGAGAGCACAGAAGCAGAGAUGCAUAUUCCCUCAGCCCUAGAGCCCAGCACAUCCAGCUCCCCAAGGGGCAGCACAGAUUCUCUUAACCAAGGUGCUUCUCCUGGGGGGCUGCUGGACCCAGCCUGCCAGAAGACAGACCAUUUCCUGUCCUGCUACCCCUGGUUCCAUGGCCCCAUCUCCAGAGUGAAAGCAGCUCAGCUGGUUCAGCUGCAGGGCCCUGAUGCUCAUGGAGUGUUCCUGGUGCGGCAGAGCGAGACGCGGCGUGGGGAAUACGUGCUCACUUUCAACUUUCAGGGGAUAGCCAAGCACCUGCGCCUGUCGCUGACCGAGCGGGGCCAGUGCCGUGUGCAGCACCUCCACUUUCCCUCGGUCGUGGACAUGCUCCACCACUUCCAGCGCUCGCCCAUUCCACUCGAGUGCGGCGCUGCCUGUGACGUCCGGCUCUCCAGCUACGUGGUAGUCGUCUCCCAGCCACCAGGUUCCUGCAACACUGUCCUGUUCCCUUUCUCCCUUCCUCACUGGGAUUCAGAGUUGGGCCUUCCCCACCUUAACUCUUCUGGCUGUCCCCGGGGGCUCAGCCCAGAGGGUCUCCCAGGGCGAUCCUCACCCCCCGAGCAGAUCUUCCACCUGGUGCCUUCGCCCGAAGAACUGGCCAACAGCCUGCGGCACCUGGAGCCUGAGCCUGUGAAUCGAGCCCGGGACUCGGACUACGAAAUGGACUCAUCCUCCCGGAGCCACCUGCGGGCCAUAGACAAUCAGUACACACCUCUCUGACCAGAGAGGAAUUCCAGGCCUCAACAGCUGCCCUUGAGGAACACAGGCAGAAGUGUGAACUUGUGAAUGUAAUUGAUCUUUCCUUCCUUCCAGAGAGAGAUUUAAGGGACACUGUUAACUGCUCGUGCCAGUUUGGACGUGACCCUUCUAUUAGGCCUGUUGAAGGGCCCUCCUGUAAGUUUCAUCUAUCACCUGGCUUUCUCCUUAUUGUUUACAGAUGUAGUUCUUGUUAGAGGAUGCCGCUAGCUCCUGCCCGGGGUCCCUAUGCCCAGUCCCUGUUACUCUUAGAGAAAGGAGUUGGGGUGAGGGCCAGAGCUGGCAGUGGAAACUUGUUCUCUUUUUCACUGACACUGUCACAGCAGAUGACAGACUUUCUAUGGGAAGUGGGGGUCAUCAGGAAGCCCAGAACACUAAUAAGCGGUUCUCCCAUCUACCGUCAGUCCAUGUGGCAGGUCUACUGUGUCCAUGCCACAGAUGACCACACCUAAUCCUGCUUCUACUCUCAGCUUUAGGACAAAAGCUCUGUCAGAGGGACAAGCUGAAGGUCAAAAAUGAUUUUAAACAUUUUACCUCAGACUAAUUUCUUUAAAGGAUUCAGGUUCAAAACUAAACCACUGCUUAUUUCAGUGCACUGUUUCAACUAACACCCAUGCAAUUUUUGUAGUCGGAGAGAGCUAUGCAAACCCUACCUAAUUCACAGUCUGAGCCAGCACGCUGACUUGUCUACUGCAUCCUCGGGACAGUCACUGCUGCUGAGCGGCCACUGUCCUUCCUAAAUGUCAAGAAGUGAAGUAUGUCACCCUUUCAGGGAAAUUCAGGCAAUUACUGAAAUAGGGUGGCAAAGAACAGUUCUACCCUGGUGCCUUACGAACAAAAAACUGGAUUCUGGUUUACAGCAGCUUUACAGUGAUAGUUAAAUUAACUGGGGUUGGGGGAAGAACAAGCAAAAAAGGAAGGAGGACUCCUGGGCCCUUUCUAGUAAAUCCUUCAACAACAAGGCUGGCUCGGUGCCCUCCAAGCAUCUAAUGGCUUAUUAAAUUAUCCCACAAGUGGGUUUUGGGCUCCUUUUUUGAGCCAAAAUGGAAGCUGGGAAUCUGGUGCCGUAACUAAUGAGAAACUCUUUUAAUAGCCCACAAUCAGUGUUCUGUUCCAGCUGGCUACUGCUUCAUUGGAUUGAGAAUGUAUCUCCAUGCACACAUGGGCGCACACAAUCUCCACCAUCCAGGGAGGUCCUGAAGUCAAAUCUCUAUCUAUACAAGUGAUACAAUUCAUGGGGGGCUGGCUCCUCCCAGAAUCUUUGUCUGGAGGCUCAGAAACAAGGGGGCAGUGACAGUGGAAUCAGCUGCUCUUGGGUGCCAACAGAGCCAUUCAGUACAACCCCCAGGCUCACGGCUGUGGCUUCUAGGAAACUGGGAGUUUAGAUCAGCUUUACAGAUACAUCAAUCAGAGGCUAAAAUGAAACCUUGGCCUAAAACUCGCAGGACUGACUGCCUGGGAGAAGGGUUAGGUCUGCUCCUUCUACUUAAGUCUCUGUACUCCAAGAGGUCAGAUUUCUUUUAGAAUUUUCUUUGGGUCUUUCAGAGGGUGGGGAAACACACCCCUCUGCACCACUGUUUUUCUUUUUUUUUUUUUUUUUGAGACGGAGUUUCACUCUUGUCAACCAAGCUGGAGUGCAGUGGUGCGAUCUUGGCUCACUGCAACCUCCACCUUCCUGGUUCAAGCAAUUCUGUCUCAGCCUCCUGAGUAGCUGGGAUUACAAGCGCCAGUCACCACACUCGGCUAAUUUUGUAUUUUUAGUAGAGACAGGGUUUCGCCGUGUUGGCCAGGCUGGUCUCAAACGCUUGACCUCAGGUGAUCCAUCCACCUUGGCCUCCCAAAGUGCUGAGAUUACAGGCGUGAGCCACCAUGCCCAGUCUGUACCACUUUAGUACCAACACUCCUGGGUGAUUUCAUGGACCCUAAAGCAGACCUGACACUGAUCCAGAUUUGCAGUCCAUUUUUAAGGACUGUCUUUAUCUCCUCAAAGUCAAGCAGCUUUCUCUGGAAAAUGAAUGCUAACUAGUGUGAACCAAAAGAGUAAGUAAUAGUCUGAAGUUUUUUAAAGGAGAAAGCCCAAAAGUCAUUGGUCCUCCCCUCCGCACAGGAAAGAUGCCCAGUAGAUAAUGAACCAAAUUAAGUUCCUUCCCUCCAGCCAGAAGUUAAACAUCUGGGAUAUGACGUCUUCACACCAGGGGCACUCAUUUCUUAGCAGCCUCUCUACACACAUCUCUCAGGUGGUGCCAAGAGGCACACCAGGUAGAGCAAACUUGGCAGCUCUAACAGGCUGCAAAGUACAACUUCAGAUUCCGUGGCAGAGAUUUGGAAAGCACCCACCUCCAGACUGCUUCCUUUCUAAACUCGUCCAAGUUACCAGGACAGCUCAAAUACAUGCUGACAAAAAACUCUCAUGGCCCUAGGAAGAAGUGACACUAAGCCAACGCCUUUUCUUUGUGCGGGAGCAGACCCAGCUGAUGAAGGGGUGGGCAGCAGUGUGGGGCAGGCACCCCACUGGCUGCAGCUAGCCCACCAUAGGCACAGCACAUCCCACCACUCUCCUUCUAGUCCCGACCAGGCCCCAGCCAGCAACUUCUACCGAGAGCCAUGGCUCAGCACCAAACUGGACAGUAGACAUCAUGAUCCCUCCAGUUAGCUCUAAAAUUACAGACCCCACCAGUAGAGCUUGACAGCUCCCGGCACCAUCACUUCCUUCAUCUGACUUUAUUGAACUUUUACAAACUAACAGUCACCAGCACCAAAGAAUUAAGUCAACUAACCUGCCUUGAAUUUUAGACCAGCAAUCCAUAUGGCUUUAUCUGGUAUAAAUCUUCUGCCUUUGAUCAUUUCUGGACCGUAGGAAAAAGGAAUAGCAAUCAUUAAAAUCUUGGGCCAGAGAACACUAUUUUUACAUAACAGUUUCUUAACCUAAAGUCAAGGCCUUGGACUCUUCCCUGAGGGUUGCCUGCGAUUCCUUCAUGCUUUCUAUUCAGGGCUAAGUCCCUUACUGCAAAUGUGUUAGCUCUAACAUCUCCCACAAGCUAGAGGAACUUGCGAGUAUAUUAACAAGGACACAUCUGACAUCCUGUAUUUGGUUAGAAUAUACAGCACAUUGUGAUAACAAAGUGGAUUCAUCUUGUAUCAUUAUAGGCAGAAGGUAUUUGGCAAAUUUUUAUGUAUUGUUUUAUGUACUGUACAAGUAACUUAUUCUUGAAUAAUGCAAAUUUUGCUAUAAUGUACAAAUUGCUAUAUGUGAAUUAAAAAGUUUUCAGAAUCUUGA